This is a messenger RNA of Aspergillus chevalieri, 219 nucleotides long. RefSeq lists its product as uncharacterized. Bases 1 to 219 code for a protein of 72 amino acids. The record is from RefSeq and is a predicted model, not a curated record. NCBI's taxonomy places the organism in Eukaryota, Fungi, Ascomycota, Eurotiomycetes, Eurotiales, Aspergillaceae. The transcript has a single exon.
AUGACCACUGUCUCGAUCACCAGGGAACUCGAGCCAUACUUGGCUUCUCUCCGGUCGUAUCUGGAGGACCACCCGAGUAAUUUACCGGAUAGCGAACCCGCAACGCGCUCAGAAUGCCAGCCUGCUAUCAAGAAAGACCCGGGGGAGCCAUCAAGAUCGAAAAGCAGUGCUACCAGGAAUCCUUCUGCAAAGCGUCUGGCAUUACGCCCUCGAUAUUAA